Molecule: messenger RNA, 624 nt
Organism: Triticum turgidum subsp. durum (durum wheat)
Lineage: Eukaryota; Viridiplantae; Streptophyta; Magnoliopsida; Poales; Poaceae
Source: the annotation of a GenBank genome assembly
AUGAAGGAGAUCCACGGCGAAGAAGCAAGGGUUCCUCCAAGCGACCUCGACCGGCAUCUCGGCGACCUCCUAAAGAACAAGGACGCAGCAGACCUGACUUUCCAAGUUGGCGGGCAGAGUUUCUCCGCUCACAGGUGCGUCCUCGCUGCUCGGUCAUCCGUCUUCAAAGCGAAGCUCCUCGGCGCCAUGAAGGAGAGUUGUUCUGCUGCCAGCCCUAUUGAAAUCUGUGACAUGGAAGCUCAUGUGUUCAAGUCCUUGCUCCAUUUCAUGUACACCGAUUCGGUCCCUCCGAAGCUUGAUGUGGCGAUGGCUGGCCACCUUCUAGUGGCGGCUGACAGGUACAAUGUUGUGAGGCUGAAGCAGAUAUGCGAGGAGAAAUUGUGCGCUCACAUCGAUUCCAACAUGGUGGCCACCAGUUUGGCUCUGGCGGAGCAGCAUGGCUUCCCUCGUCUCAAGGAGGCUUGUCUACAGUUCCUUGAUUCUCCUUCCAAUUUCAAAGCUAUGAUGGCAAGCGACGGUUAUGAGCAUCUCACAUCUAGCUGCCCGUCUGUUCUCAAGGAGCUCAUAGCUAGAAUCCUCCCCGCUGAAUGGAGCGUCGCAAAGGAGGUUGUCAUGAAAAUGUGA